UUUGCGUGUAUGUAUUGUACACAAAUUGUACAUGUAUUGAUUAUUCGGAAGCUUUGUAAUCUAACUUAUAAAUUCGUCAAUAACUGGACCUGGGAACUACGAUUAAUAUUUAUAUAAUAAAUUUGUUUAAUAACGUGUUUACACAUAUAUUAUGGACGCCGAAGCACAGCCACUAGAGCAACCUAUAGAGACCCAACAAAACCAAGCACCGAUUCAAGAAGAGGCUUCCAGACCUCAGAAAGUGGAAGAUUUUUCAGUAGUCUCUGGUACCGGGGACGCUGUGGCCGCUAUACCACCAAAAGAUCAGAAACCAUCACCUAGGAAACCUAAGAAACGUAAGCCGAAAGUGCCUCGAGAUGUCACAGCACCGCGGCAACCUUUAACAGGAUAUGUGAGGUACCUAAACGAGCGUCGCGACCAGCUUCGCGCAGAGCACCCAGAGCUGGGGUUUGCAGAGCUGACGCGGCACCUCGCCAGCGAGUGGAGCAAGCUGCCGGCAGAGGAGAAACAACAUUAUCUAGAUGCUGCUGACCAAGACAAAGAAAGGUACAUCAGGGAAUGGGCAGAAUAUAAGAAAACAGAUGCAUACAAGGAAUUCAGGAGACAACAAAUGGAGCAAAAGGAAAGUGUAGCAGCCAAGAAACCCAAACAUAACCCACCACCACCUGAUACUGCUGCUGCUGCUGCUACAGCUCCUCAAGCAGUAGCAGAGCAGAAUAUGGUGAAUGUGAAUGGUACACUACCUGCCCCCACACCUGCCUCCAGGCAGCAGACUCCACCUCGGCCUAGACCAUGUAUCACCCCAGCUUCUGGUGAAGAAUUAGGUGGAGACACAGAUAUCCCCAUAUUCACUGAUCAAUUCCUUCAACAUAACAAACUGAGAGAAUCUGAGCUUAAGCAGUUAAGAAAAGCCAACUCAGAUUUUGAACAACAGAAUGCAAUUCUGCAGAGGCACGCGGAGGAGGUAAGCGGCGCGACGGCGCGCCUGCGCGCGGAGACUGCCGCCGCCGUCGAGCGCACUGCCGGCCUCGUCGCGCACCGGCGAGCACUUGUGGCCGCGCUGGUGCAGGCUCUGCAAGAUGUCUCGCUACCAGGUGGUCCUGCUACACCAACAGAAAGUAACAUUGAUGAAUACAUGGAGAAGCUGCAAAAUCUAGCCUCAGAAACAAAAGGCAACCCAGUGGUCAAGCAAGCACGAGAUAUCCUCAACAAAAUUGCACUUCCUUUGAAUUAAGUACAUUAAGACAACUAACAUAAUGAGAAGAUAGGCAAUAAAAAACAUAAAAUAA
Molecule: messenger RNA, 1289 nt
Organism: Pectinophora gossypiella (pink bollworm)
Lineage: Eukaryota; Metazoa; Arthropoda; Insecta; Lepidoptera; Gelechiidae
Gene: Hmg-2
Product: high mobility group protein 20A
Exons: 7
Coding region: 152-1234 (360 amino acids)
Biological process (GO): regulation of gene expression
Cellular component (GO): nucleus
Source: RefSeq, a predicted model, not a curated record